AACACAAUAUCUUGUAUGCAUCAAAUAAUAUAUAGAACUUAACUGCAAAAGCAACAAACCAAUUUCUUUUUUCUCUAACACUCAACACAACCUUCCCACACUUCCCACACUUCCCCACUCAACAAGCACACACAAAGAUGGCCAACAAGAGAUUUAGAAAUCUUGGCAGAAUGCUUAUACACUUCAAUGGCAAUGGACUUCCUCCUCUUUUUCUCUCCACUAAUUAUAUUAUCCUUCAUCAUCCUUAUCAUCAUCUCCACCUUCAAAAUCAAUGGAAAAAUUAAUACUAAGUCCAUGAAACUCCCUCCAGGGACCAUGGGCUUACCUUUCAUUGGCCACACCAUUCCCUUCAUGCAACCUCAUUCCUCCUCUUCCCUUGGUCUCUUCAUCAAUCAAAACAUUACCAAGCAUGGAAGGAUAUUCAAGAUGAGUUUACUAGGAAAGCCGACGAUAGUAUCGGCCGACGGAGACUUUAAUCGGUAUAUACUUCAAAGUGAAGGUAGGAUGUUCAAGAACAGCUGCCCGACAAGCAUUGCUGAGAUAUUGGGAAGGUGGUCAAUGCUAGCACUGGAAGGAGAAAUACACAAAGAAAUGAGGUCCAUUGCUGUUAACUUCAUGAGUAAUGCUAAGUUGAGGACCUAUUUUUUGCCUGAUAUUGAGCAGCAGGCUUUGAAGAUAUUGAACUCUUGGAAGGUUGGCUCUACCUUCUCCGCUCAUGUUGAGGGGAAGAAGUUUGCAUUCAAUUUGAUGGUGAAACAUUUGAUGAGCAUGAAUCCUGGGUUGCCGGAAACUGAGAAGUUGAGGAAGGAAUACAACACUUUCAUGAAGGGCAUGGCUUCCAUGCCUUUGAAUUUGCCAUUUACUUCUUAUAAAAAAGCACUUCAGUCAAGAUCUGUAAUUCUCAAUAUCAUGGGGAGAUGUUUCGAUGAGAGAGUCGAAAAAAUACGAGAAGCUUGCAAUGGACUAGAAAAAGAUGAUCUUCUUGCAUCACUGUCAGCAGAAACCAACCUCACAAGAGAUCAAAUACUUGAUCUUAUACUUGGCAUGCUUUUCGCCGGACAUGAAACUUCAUCGGCCGCCAUUUGCCUCGCAAUUUAUUUCCUUGAGUCUUCUCCGAAAGCUCUUCAACAACUAAGAGAAGAACAUGAAUAUAUUAACAGGAUGAAGAGUGAGUCUGGGCUAACUUGGGAUGACUACAAACAGAUGGAGUUCACUCAAUGUGUGAUCAAUGAAACUCUGAGACUUGGUAACAUUGUCAAGUUCUUGCAUAGAAAAGCCAUAAAGGAUGUUCAAUACAAAGGUUAUGACAUUCCAUGUGGAUGGGAAGUUGUACCGAUAAUCUCUGCGGCGCACUUGGAUUCAAACAUAUAUGAUGAUCCACAGACUUAUAAUCCAUGGAGAUGGCAGAACACAUCAACGGGGAAGUCGAAGAACAAAAGCAUAAUGUCGUUUAGCGGAGGUCCGCGUAUGUGCCCCGGUGCCGAGCUUUCAAAGAUGGAAAUGGCUGUUUUUCUGCACCAUCUUGUGCUGAAAUUUAACUGGGAGUUAGUAGAGCAUGACUAUCCAGUGUCAUUCCCUUUCCUUGGAUUCCCUAAGAACCUCCCAAUCAAAGUUCAUGAAUUAAAACAGAACUAGACUCUGAGACUACUGCAUGUCUUGUUCUUCAGUUAUGCAUAUGUUCUAGGCUUGAUAAAUUCAUUAGAAAACAUUAUGUUAAACAAAUUAUAGUAUGAAUGGUAAUUAAUGUGGUGUUAUGUAUGCAUAUAUUAUUCUGCUGCAUUGCUGAUUAUAUACAUCAUAUUUUUGUUUACUGAUGGCAUGCAUGAGCUUAUUUUCAGGCAUGAAAUGAGAUUUCGGAAAACUUCA
This is a messenger RNA of Dioscorea cayenensis subsp. rotundata (Guinea yam), 1866 nucleotides long. RefSeq names its product cytochrome P450 90B2-like. Gene Ontology annotation, biological process: sterol metabolic process. Lineage: Eukaryota; Viridiplantae; Streptophyta; Magnoliopsida; Dioscoreales; Dioscoreaceae. The transcript has 8 exons. Gene Ontology annotation, molecular function: heme binding; oxidoreductase activity, acting on paired donors, with incorporation or reduction of molecular oxygen; monooxygenase activity. The record is from RefSeq and is a predicted model, not a curated record. The coding region runs from base 187 to 1635 and encodes 482 amino acids.